Molecule: messenger RNA, 4575 nt
Organism: Haliotis rubra (blacklip abalone)
Lineage: Eukaryota; Metazoa; Mollusca; Gastropoda; Lepetellida; Haliotidae
Product: protein-glutamine gamma-glutamyltransferase K-like
Exons: 17
Coding region: 269-2683 (804 amino acids)
Biological process (GO): peptide cross-linking
Molecular function (GO): protein-glutamine gamma-glutamyltransferase activity
Source: RefSeq, a predicted model, not a curated record
ACUAUAUGACACAGUUGGGAAACAACUAUUGCUCGUGCGUGGCCAACACAGCAUCAAGUGUGCUAUCAGAGGCUUUCACAAACCGUGUUGUCUGUCUGGUGAAUAGAACCGCCUGCAGCACGCCUCCACGUAAAGCAGCGUAAUUAAGCAGUAUCAUCAGUAUAAGAACUAGGUCUCUCGGCAGGGAGUUUUCUAGAGCUGUUUACAACGUCUAAGGAACGGCGUCAGACUAGACAGCUACGUCAGCAUAAAUCCACUGCCAUCGACGAUGUCAAGUUCCCUAAACAUCCGGAAUUUCAGUUUAAGCAAUGGGUUAAGUCGACACCGUUAUUACCGGCCCAGGAUUCCGCGGAACCGGUAUAGUCGACCAUGGUACUCCAACAGACGAACGAAGCCCACGGUUUCGGAACGCGACAGGCGCUUCAGGGACUGGUUGAGAGAAUAUCAGAGGAAGAGAGAAAACAUUGGCAGUGGCAAUGACGGGUCAGACAACGAUGAAGACGAAACUGAAGAACCGGAAGUGCCAGACACUGAUCUGUCAACGAAACUGCACGUGACCAACCUUGACCUUAACAUAGCGGAGAACACCAAGCAGCACCACACUGACAUGUAUGAGUGCACAGAGGUCAGGGGUCGGGAGGAAGCCGAGCUGGUGGUCAGAAGAGGUCAGCCCUUCCUCAUCACCAUCACCUUCGACAGACCUUACGACAUCGACAAGAACGACAUCACGCUCAUGUUGAGCUUAGCGUCUGACGAGAACAACAGCACUGUCAAAGAGACCAUCAAGGUUGGAGAGGGUAGGGACACGUCCUAUAAGCCACGGAGAUGGGGCGCCAUCAUCGCCAAAAAGGGAGACAGAUCUCUCACUGUAGAAGUGUUCUCCCCUGCAUCUACCCCUGUCGGAGUUUGGGAUUUGAUUGUCAGGACCACCGUGGACGUCGAGAACGGCAAAGACCUCAUCUGGCAGUACAACCACAACGAAGACAUCAACAUCAUCUUUAAUCCUUGGUGUAAAGAGGAUGUCGUAUACCUCGCUGACCAGAGCUGGAUCGCGGAAGCGGUGGAGAACGACUCGGGGGUGUUGUACUAUGGGACAUUCGAUACGAUAGGGAGCAGUACCUGGUACUAUGGCCAGUUCGAGGACGGCAUCCUGGACGCCGCUCUACACCUCGUCAGGAAGGGCUUCGACUUCAAGAUGACCCGCGCUAUGGGGAAUGCUACCAAGGUUGCCAGGAUUCUGUCAAAGAUCGUGAACUCCUCCGACGACAAAGGCGUUCUUACGGGCAACUGGAGCGACAACUACGCCGGUGGCACCAGUCCAACUUCAUGGACGGGGAGUGUGAAGAUCCUGAAGCAGUACAUGUCCACCGGAAAACCGGUCAAGUACGGACAGUGCUGGGUCUUUGCAGGGGUCUUAACUACAGUGUGCCGAGCCCUAGGACUGCCCUGUCGAAGUAUCACCAACUUUGAAUCUGCUCACAACAGCGACAAGGAACGUUUAAGCUGUGACGAAAUCUACCGGAUGAACAGCCGUGGGGACUUCGUAGAUAUAUCCCCGGAUUCCGUUUGGAACUUCCAUGUUUGGAACGAGGUGUGGAUGAGUCGCCCUGAUCUUGGCAGCAGGUUUGACGGAUGGCAGGUCAUUGAUGCCACACCCCAGGAGGCUAGUGACGGCGUCUAUUGCUGCGGCCCCUCACCAGUGACAGCCAUCAAGGAGGGGCUCAUCAACAUCGGACAGGACACGGCCUUUGUCUUCGCAGAGGUCAACUCCGACAAGGUGGUCUGGAAUGAAAAUGCAUUGACCAAGAAACUGAAACUAGUGUCAAGAACUCCGAACAGUAUUGGGAAGAUGAUCAGCACCCACGAGCCGACCCAGGAGCCACAGGUCGGGCUGCAGCGACUGGACCUCACUGACCAGUACAAGUACCCUGAGGGGUCGAGCCAGGAGCGGGAAGUGGUGCGGCAGGCCGAGGCGAUGUUCAGGAAGGAUAACCUGGAUGUUGACGAUGAAGAGCCUCCAGUGUCAGAGAGUGUAGAGUUGCGCAUCAACGACAUAGGGGACGUCCUCGUCGGCAACGGUUUUGACGUCAAUGUUAACGCUAUCAACAACGGCACCGACGUCCGUACUGUUUCCCUGGCUGUCAAAGUCUUCUACAAGACGUACUUCGGUGUCGUGACAGGGACGGCUGCCCGGUCGGCGGAUACAACUACUAUAGAGCCUGGAAGGAGUCGUGAAUUCGGCGUGAGUGUGACGCCAAAGCAGGCAAUGGCGCACCCCAAAGACGGAUUCAACUUCCACAUCGAGGCUGUGGCGACUGUCAAGGAGACUGAAAACAUCGUCACGAAGACGCUGUCCUUCCGGCUUCGCAGACCCGAUAUUGUGAUAAAGGGUCCUUCCACUGUUAAAGCCGGGGAGACAGUAGAGGUGGACAUCUCCUUCACCAACCCGCUUCCCGUCCUGAUGACCAACUGUACGGUGGAGACUGAAGGCAACAUGAAAAUGGUGUAUCCCGUCAAAGACAUCAAAAUAGAGAGGAUUCGCCCUGGGGAUACCUGGAGUAAGGUUAUCAAGAUGUCCCCCACCGUCUUUCCCCGCAGCCAAAGGAAGAGGGAAGCCAGCUUUAGUCUUGAGUCCGACCAGCUCGGGUCCAUUGUUGGAACAUACAGCGUCAGGGUGGCUUAGAACCCCAGUGAUCAUGCGUGUCCUUAGGCUGCCAUCAGGACUCUUCCUAGAUCUUCAUACAAUAUCUGCACUGUUUCAAUGUACUCUUAUCACUUAACCCUUUCUAAAACCAAUUGCAACUUGCAGAUCCAUUGACAAAUGCCCUCAGCUGUUCCCAACGACAAUUAAAUGUACAUGUUCUUAUGUUAAGUGAGUGAGUCAGCUGGGUUUAAACCAUGUUGCACCAAGGUGCGUACCUGCUUGGAAUCAUAAGCCUUGAAGCGGUUGCACUGUCUUUGGUCCAGCUGCAACCACACGAGGUUAAGAAUUUCCAGCAUACCAUAAUCGAUAAAAGAAUUGAGAAUUAUAUUCGUAAAUAUUUUGGACUGUCAUGGGCACAUAUAAGGACUCUCUGGGCUUCUCUAAGCUUGAUUCUAUUCCAUGUCAACUAAUAUGACAGGCAAGAAUGUAGACACUUGAAAUUUCUAAACAUUACAAAUGUUAUCCAAACGCUAUAAGGCGAAAAACUUUCACCGAAACAAACUUUGGUUCACACUACAACCAUCAUACCCGCAUCAUAACGUCACAAUCAAAGAAACAUUUCUUGGCUGACAUAUUUGCGAACAUUAUGCAAAUGUUUCGCAUGAAAAGUGCGUCAUGUACCUGUUCCUACUCACAUGGUAUUACCUUUACGAGUUAAAUAUUUGUUUCAAGGGAUUGUUACAAGGGAUUGUCGUCCAUAAAAUUGUAUGUCAAAAGGGAUGUCUUCAACUUAUAAAGAGUCAACUGGUGUUCAUGCCUUGCAACAUUACAUCAGUUCCAUCUUCCGGUGUCUACAUUAUAGAGCUGCCAGGUUCGACACAUAUGUUACACAGCUGAUGCAGUCACGUAUGUUAGAAUGACAUUGUCAGUGGGAAGGUGAGCUACAUGAUUCAUAGUACCACGUUAGUCGCUUUUUAAGCGAUCUUAGAGCUAAGGUGAUCUUACACCCAUAGCUAAAUCUACGACUUCGCUUAAGGCUGAUUUGUACAACGGGACCCUGGUCGCAAGGGUGUGUUACUAAAACUGGGUCUGCGGUUCCGUUCCUCCAUUCAGACUGACCAAGGUUAUUUAGCUGAGACAGUUUUAUUCAGCCAACCAAAAUGAGGGCAGGUUUUCACAAUGCCUUAGGGGUUCGACCUUCGUAAAUAUAUGUUACAUGAUUGAGUGACGAGAAUCGCUGCUCUGAAAUCGCUUUAUGAAAACUGGCCUGUCGCUGUUUGUAAAAAGCUAUCCAUCUGAAUCUACUUGUAAAAAUACCGAUAGUGCUACCACGAUGGAUGGGGGUAGGUUAACCGAGUACAUGGGUCGGAUAAGUAAUUUUCACUACCCGAGUCCUGAAGAUACAACAAGGACUUGUUCCGUCACGUGUAACUGAUAGACUGAUGCAUUAUCUUAGGCAUUGUCCCGUCACAGCCCUAACUAUCGCCACAGAUCUUUUACGUUUCGGGGAUCACAGCCGUCGUUUGAUGGGGACUUUUGAUGGCUACAGGACAACCGACAACACGAUGCAAUACAAUACGACCUUAAAGUUAAAUUCGCUGUUCAACUCCAAAAUAUGCCCUGUGUUCCUUGCCUCAGUGCAUAACUGUACAUUGUUAUAAUAUGUUGUUUUUCUUGUUUGCUUUCGUUUAAACAUACGCUUGAUGUACCUGUUGAACGUAUGUUGUGACCUUAAAUGUAGAAUGGGCUUAAGUGUAGAAUAGUUACAUACGUAUUAUGUACACCUUCAAUGUUGUUGCUUCUGUGCUGUUGCUGAUGCCUUGUGGCGCUAUAAACUGUGUGAUCUUUAUAGUGUUAUAUUUACAAGAUGAUUUACAUGACAGUUUGUAUCCAAAUUAUACUUUUAUAGAAAUUAAAGUGCUAUAUCCUUA